UUAAUGGAUACCCUAAUGACUUAGAAAGAAUUGCCAAAGAAGUUCUUCCCGUUAACUUAGUGUGACAUUUCUAACGCCAUUCAACUCUCUUACACCUCCAUUCCCUCAACCUUUCACCGAAUCGGGCUUGCCGUUACUUCCCUUCGCUCGCCAAAACACGGUUUCUAAACCUCCGGUUAACUUCAACCGAUUCAUUCUCAGACUGCUGCACAUCCGCUUCAGUCAUCUUCUCUGGCGUUCUGGUACUCUUCAAACAAGAAGAAAAAUGGAUCAUUUGAUGGAAAUUGACACAGAUGACGACUUUCCUGAGUUCACCUUAGCAGAGAUUCUAGAAAUGGAGAGCAUGUUUAAGAGUAAGGGUGAAAAGACUUUUGAUCAAGAGAUCUGUGAAGAGCUUGCUGCAAAGUUCAGUUCCUCACCCUAUCGGUCUGGAAAAUCUUUGAUAUCUUGGGAACAGGUUAAAACUUGGUUCCACAACAAGAAGCAAGAUGGGCUGAUGAAGAAAGAUACUCUAUUAUCUCUCAUUGACAAAACAUGUGUGACUCCUCAUUCUGUAAUAAGACCAAAGAAAACUGUCUCGUCUGUGCGGAAGCUAGCCUCACAAUAUGCAUCUGAAAAAUACGAGAAGCCCAUUGGUGAAAGGGCAGCAGAGCUCUCGGACUUGGCUUUUGAAGCUCUCUCGGCGAAGGACUUAGCUUGGUAUGAUGUUGCUACAUUCCUCAACUAUCGAGUUACUCAUUCGGGUGAACUUGAGGUUCGUGUGAGAUUUGCUGGAUUCAGGAACGACCAAGAUGAGUGGGUGAGCGUUAGAAAGGGACUUCGUGAGCGUUCGAUCCCCCUAGCUCCAUCAGAAUGUGAGAAAGUGGAGCCUGGUGAUCUUGUACUAUGCUUCAGGGAAAAUGAAGUUUAUGGAUAUGCUUUAUACUGUGACGCACACAUUGUUGAAAUUGAAAGAAAUCCACAUGAUAUCACAGCUUGCACGUGCAUCUUUGUUGUUCGGUAUGACUUUGAUAACUUCGAGGACAAAGUAGAAAGUAACAAGAUAUGCUGCAGACCUACCAAAUAAGGUAAUUAUCAAGUUAAAGGUUUCCCCUCUGGAUUCGGUUUUCCUGUGCAUUAACAAGGCCUUGAGAGGAUUUAAGACUUGUUUCUUAGUGCCUUUUUAAUGCAUGCAUCUGUUUGGCUGCUGUGACAUUUAGUGGUAAAUGAGAGUUUUCUUUGUAAAAUUCCCUUUUCCUGGCAGCGCAACAAGCUAGCCAUUGACAUUCCCCAAUGAACUUGUGGGACUUUGGUGUAUGGAUUGACCUUAUAUCCCCAAUAAUGUCUAGUGAGUACUCGAGUAUAUGAUCAGUGUACAAAAUAUCAAUAUUUUGGUCUCUAUUUAUUCAUUUCCUUCAACUUAAUUUACGUUGUCAAGCUGGAUAAA
This is a messenger RNA of Cuscuta europaea, 1426 nucleotides long. The record is from the annotation of a GenBank genome assembly. Lineage: Eukaryota; Viridiplantae; Streptophyta; Magnoliopsida; Solanales; Convolvulaceae.